Molecule: messenger RNA, 1361 nt
Organism: Oldenlandia corymbosa var. corymbosa
Lineage: Eukaryota; Viridiplantae; Streptophyta; Magnoliopsida; Gentianales; Rubiaceae
Source: the annotation of a GenBank genome assembly
AAAAAAAAAAAAAAAACCCGCCGCCCUUAAAAGAGGAAAAGAAAUUCAUAUCUAGACAGCUUUUCCUGACCUUAAUUUUUGGAAUUUUAAAAUUCUUUUUCCCGUGGAAAAAGUGAAAUGUUCAACACAGUCAGAAGACAUCUUGCAACUAAAUAAUGUGGUUAUUACGUACUGGCAACACUGUCAGUCAGUCAUCACAUAAUUAUCUAAGUCAACAUUUCAAUUUAAAGAUAACCAUUAAUUCAAUCAUCGUCCUUAAUUUAAUUAGAACCCGAAAUGACCUUAAUCUUUUUUAAGGAAAAAAAGAAGAAGUUAUUUUUAGGAGGAAGUAUUCAUCUGUUCAUAUCCAUUGCUGUGAGCUAGUGAUGCUCAAUCUAUAAAUAGGGUUAUCCCUUGAACCAUAUAAUGCACCCCAAUAGUAAAGCAGCUCUUUAAUAACUAUAACUGCGUAGUAUAAGCCUUUGAGCUCCCUCUCUUUUUAAGUUUUUAGUCGACACAGCUUAAUUAACAAUGGUGGCAUCAACGUUUGAGUACGAGGUAACAUCCACAAUCCCACCAGAAAGGUUGAUAAAGGCUCUGAGCUUCGACAAGAGUUAUGUUCCAAAGGUUUUCCCGCAGGGGGUUAGGAGUAUUGAUCUCCUUGAAGGUGAUGGUGGCGUUGGCAGCAUUUUCUUGAUCACUUAUGCCGAAGGGAGCCACGUAUUGAAGAGUGCUAAGCACAGGAUUGACAAAGUUGACAAAGAAAACUUGAUUUACAGCCAUACCAUAUUGGAAGUGGAACUUGCAAGCGGCCCAGCAGAUGAUGGAGUUGAAUCGGUAUCGGAUGUAAUUGCUCUGAGCCCUUCUGGUGAUGGAGGAUCAGUUGUUAAAGCCAGCUGCACUUACAACACCAAGGGCGAUGUUGGGGUGUCUGAGGAACAAGUUAGGGGCAAAGAAAGGAUUGAGUUCAUGGUCAAGAAUGUCCAGGAAUUCUUGAUGGCUAAUCCAGAUGCCUACGUAAUUAACUAAUACAUACAUAUAAUGUUGGCAAAUCAAGUGGAUCCAUCCAAAGUAUACCUUAUACCCUUUGAUUUUUGUUUCAAUUGUUUUUUCUUCUGUAAUCAUCCUGUUUGGUCAAUAAAUUAUGUAAGCCUAAUGCCUGUGCUUCUUCUACUUGGCUUGUACCGUUGUACGUGUGAUCUCUCCUUUUAGGAGAAAAUAAAGAAAGAAGAAGAAAGGAGAUAAUUAAGAGAGAAAAUGGAGUGGUUUUGUUGUACAAUUUUUAUAUAUGUUGUGAGUGUGACCAAAUAACUUUUGGGGCUUGUAAAUCUCUAAAGUGUUCUAAAUCUCCCUUUUUAUGAAUUUAUUACUCUGUUCUGUUA